Tripterygium wilfordii is the source of this 1761-nucleotide messenger RNA. RefSeq names its product AAA-ATPase At5g17760-like. Bases 164 to 1570 code for a protein of 468 amino acids. Lineage: Eukaryota; Viridiplantae; Streptophyta; Magnoliopsida; Celastrales; Celastraceae. The record is from RefSeq and is a predicted model, not a curated record. The transcript is spliced from 2 exons. Gene Ontology annotation, molecular function: ATP binding; ATP hydrolysis activity.
ACAUUAUUAAAAAGCAAAGCAAACCAAUAGUGUAAGAGAGACCAAGACCUUCAAUGCACUCUUUAUUCAUUGUUUAGCCAUACACGGCUCUUCGGAUUCAACACCAAUAUAUUGGGUUCUUCAUAAACUUCUGAUACCAAUUUGAGAGUUCAGAUUUUCAGCCAUGUUUUCUGUCAAAGAAAUGCCUUCACCAUCUUCUCUGUUCUCUGCUUAUGCCUCCCUUACUGCUUCUAUGAUGCUCUUCCGAUCCAUGAUCAAUGAGCUCAUACCACGCCCUGUUAGAGACUACCUCUUCUCUGUCUUCUGCUACCUUUUCAAGAUUCGCUCAAAGGAUCUCACUCUGGUUAUUGAAGAGGAAGAUGGGAUCUCUAAUAACCAACUCUAUAAAGCAGCAGAGAUAUUCUUGGGCACCAAAAUCAAUCUUUCUAAUGAGAGGAUCAAGAUUUACAAGACACCCAAAGAGAAAGGCUUGAAAUUGCGGCUUGAGAAGGGUGAAAAGAUUGUUGAUAACUUUGAAGGGAUUGAGCUUGUGUGGAGAUUUAUCUGCAAAGAAGUAGAGAAAAAUAAUGAACGACGUGGAAGUUCAGAGCAGCAGAAAUGGUUCGAGCUGAAUUUUGUGAAGAAACACAAGGCAAAAGUGUUGGAUUCUUACAUCCCAUUUGUGCUUGAGAAGUCAAAUGCACUUAAAGAGGAAGAGAGGGUCUUGAAAAUGUACACUCUUAGUGACUCCAAAAUGUAUGGAAAUGUCAGAUGGGAUUCAAUCAAUCUCGAACACCCAUCAACGUUUGAGACAUUAGCUAUGGAGCCUGACCUAAAGAAUGCAGUAAUAAGGGACCUGGACAGGUUUAUAAAGAGGAAGAAGUUCUAUAAGAGAGUGGGCAGGGCAUGGAAGCGUGGUUACUUGUUGUAUGGGCCUCCAGGGACUGGUAAAUCAAGCUUGGUAGCUGCUAUGGCUAAUUAUCUUAAGUUUGAUGUUUAUGAUUUGCAGCUUGGGAAUGUAAUGGGCGAUUCCGAACUGAGGAGAUUGUUGCUGGCAACUGGGAAUCGAUCCAUUCUCGUGAUUGAAGAUAUUGAUUGCAGCGUGGAUUUUCCGGAACGACAAAAUAAGCAAAACGGGGACGAUCAAAAGAAACACAACCGCUUCCAUUUGACAUUAUCAGGGCUAUUGAACUUCAUAGAUGGACUGUGGUCAAGCUGUGGAGAUGAGAGAAUCAUAGUAUUUACCACAAACAAUAAGGAGAAGCUGGACCCUGCAUUGUUGCGUCCGGGACGGAUGGACAUGCACAUUCACAUGUCUUAUUGCACAUUCGAAGGAUUCAAAAUGUUGGCUUCCAGUUACUUGGAAAUUACCGACUAUCAUCAGCUAUACAGUGAGAUUGAAUGUUUACUAGGAAAUGUGAAGAUCACUCCAGCGCAAGUCGCUGAGGAAUUGAUGAAGAGCGAAGAUGCUGAUAUUGCACUGGACGGAUUAGUGAAGCUGCUUAAGAAGAACUUGGAAGCUGAAGAGAUCGUAGAUGAAGCUGCAAUCAAUGGAACCCAAGAAGCAAGAAAUGGAGAAGAUUCAGUUUGAAGAAAAAAUGGUAAGAGUUUUGUUGUCUGAUUGCAGAAUUAUUUAGCAAUCUCAGUUUAGUGAUCACGAUAUGUUGUUAUUACUCUGAAUUUCUACUAUCAUGAGAUAACUUGCAACAAUGGUUUAAUUAAAUCCAUAUAAACGCCUAGAGUUCUGGCUUAUCUCAAAGGCUUAUUGUUGGUGGCCAAAAA